Molecule: messenger RNA, 3340 nt
Organism: Ipomoea nil (Japanese morning glory)
Lineage: Eukaryota; Viridiplantae; Streptophyta; Magnoliopsida; Solanales; Convolvulaceae
Product: probable RNA-dependent RNA polymerase 5
Exons: 19
Coding region: 92-3172 (1026 amino acids)
Biological process (GO): siRNA processing
Cellular component (GO): nuclear RNA-directed RNA polymerase complex
Molecular function (GO): RNA-directed RNA polymerase activity
Source: RefSeq, a predicted model, not a curated record
AAACCUUCAAGCUUGCUUCCCACGUUUUCUUGAUUUCUAAAAUCCCAAAUUUUUAGCUUGAAAAUUAGAAAAGAUAUAUAUAUUUGUUGAAAUGGAAAUGGAAGUAGAGGACCCAUUUCCAGAUGAGCUUGUACUUCCGGAAACAGUGCUUUUGAUGCUGGAUUGGCCGCUGCCGCCACCGGUGGAGGUUCUGCUGCAGGAAAUAUGUGCAGAGCAGUCGCAGGAGCCGCCGGACGCGGAGGCCAGGAGGCGGCUGGCUGAUAUAGGUGAAGAGGGGGCCAUGAAAGUUUUGAAGAGAAUAUCUUCUAGUCCCACUCCCAUCAGACAUUUGAGUCGCUUCAUAUUUUACAUGGUGAACAGAUACCCAGAGUGUAUCUCUGAAGAUAAUAGGAAGAGGAGCCAUGAAUCUACUGAUUCUACUCCACCCUUCUUUCGUAGCUUUUCUCCUCUAGGUAAAUGUGUUCAAGUUGAAGGCUUGUAUCCUCUGAAAGCCAAGCGCCCGUUAUCAUUUUGUAAUGAGCCGCCCCCAGAAUGUAGUGAGAGGGGAAGCUCACGGAUGAUCAGUGAACAGUUAAAAUUGCUGAGCCAACUUGAAUUUCGGAAGUUAUUUUUAAUACUGAGCUACAUUGGCAGCAGAAAGAAGCUGGAAGAUGUUGUAUCCCCAAAUGAAGCUGCAGAGAUUCUGGGAAUUUGGGGGAAUCUUCCUAUGACAGAAUUUGAAUCACGAAUCUGGAAUGCCUAUGGACGCCAAAAUUAUGAUGGGGAACGACCUAAGUAUUUGGAUUGGGAUUCUGGUAAAACACAUAUGUAUUAUUGUAACGUUGAUCAAGAAGGAAACUGCACUUUUAAGGGGAUACGUUUGACCACAACGAGAACUCAUCUACAGAGGGCUCUGGGGGAUGAAAAUGUAUUAUGUGUCAGAUUUCCUGCAGAAAAUGAAUGCUGUCCCAAGAUGAUUGCAGAUGAAGGAAUUCUUGUUGGCUUGAGGCGCUACCGAUUUUUUGUAUAUAAAGAUGAGAAGGAGAAGAAGAAGAAGAACCUAGAAGAAAGGAAGAAAGAUCCAACAUUGUUGAAAUGCUACUUUAUUAGCAUUGUUGAAAGGUCCAACAUUGGACCAUGCGAAGAUGGGAGGAGGCCUUACACUUUUUUUGAGAAAAAGAUUAAUGAAGCAAGGUCACAGUUCAUGCAUGUGCACACAGUUUCUAGUAUUGCUAAAUACAUUGCCAGGUUUUCUCUGAUUCUCUCUAAGACAAUAAAAUUCCCGAUUGAUCUUGCUAAUGUUGAUAUUCAAGAUAUUGAAGAUAUACCUUGCCGUGAUGCAAAUGGUCACAUUGUCUAUGAUCAAGAUGGGGAACCCCGAAUCCACACAGAUGGAACUGGAUAUAUUUCAGAAGAUUUAGCCCUGAAAUGUCCCAAAGGAUUCUGCCGUGCAAAAUUCAUUAGAGAUGGAAAUUUUGAGCAAUUUCGAGAUCUUACUGAGCUUGAAGACACGAACAAUGAAGGAAUACAAUAUUGGAAUAGAGAACUGCCGCCAUUGCUAAUGCAAUUUCGAAUGUUCAACAAUGGGCGUGCCAUCAAAGGAACUCUGCUAAUUAACAAACAGAUUGGACCUGGAAAAAUUCAGAUUCGACCUUCAAUGGUGAAGGUUGAGAAAGAUCCAAAAAUUUUGGUUACUUCCACUUUUAACUCAUUGGAGAUAGUUGCAAUUAGCCAUAAACCCAGGAGGGCCAACUUAUCAAAAUUUUUGAUUCUUUUGUUGACCUAUGGAGGGGUUCCUGAAGAGUAUUUUUUCGCUUUAAUGAAAAGUGCUUGGGAAGAGAUAAAAACCAUAUACACCGACAAAAGAGCAGCAUUGAGAGCUGCUGUGAGACAUGGAGAAAUCGACAAUGAGUUCACAACAGCUAAGCUAAUAUCAUCCGGGGUGCCUAUGGACGAGCCUUAUCUCCAGGGUUGCUUAUCCAGACUGUCAAACAUGGAAAAAGACAACCUUAAAACAGGAAAACUUCCAACAAGUGACAGUUAUUACCUAAUGGGGACAGUUGACCCAACAGGGACGCUAAACAGUGACGAAGUUUGUGUUAUUCUUGAUAAUGGUCACGUUACUGGGAAAGUGUUGGUAUACAAACAUCCCGGUCUUCACUUUGGGGACAUACACAUUAUGAAUGCCAAGUAUGUAGAAGAAUUGAAUCAUAUUGUUGGUAACGCUAAAUAUGGCAUCUUCUUCUCAACAAAAGGCCCAAUAUCAGCUGCUAGUGAAAUUGCAAACAGUGAUUUUGAUGGUGACAUGUAUUGGGUUUCAAUGAAUCCUCAGCUAUUGAGCUACUAUAAAGCAAGUGAACCAUGGAGUCGGAUCCAUGCUGUUCCAAAGGCUGUCACCAAAAGGCCAUCUGACUUUAUGCCUGAUGAAUUGGAAUAUGAACUUCUUCGAGUGUUUUUAGAAGGAAAGAAGUCGGGCAACAAUAUGGCAGUGGCAGCUGAUUAUUGGCUGGCAUGUAUGGAUCAAUUUUUGACAUUGGGCAAUAAUUGUGCAAAGGAGAAGCCAGCUGACCUGAAGAGAAAGAUACUUCACUUGAUUGACUUGUACUACGAAGCAUUAGAUGCGCCUAAAACUGGAAAGACGGUGAAUAUACCUCGUACGUUGAUGCCAGAAAAGUAUCCACAUUACAUGGAGAGGAGACCUAGCUAUCAAUCUACAUCUGUUCUUGGUAAACUUUAUGACUAUAAAGAGCCAUCCAUAGCUGAAGAAAACUCUCAAAAAGAGAUCUGGAAGCUGCCAUGUUUUGAAGUUGAAGUUCCUGAGACAUGUUUGAGCCUUUGGAAAGAGAGAUACCGCAAGGGCUACUUACCAGAAAUGUCUGAGGCCAUGAAUUGUGGGACUCCCAAAUCUGAAGCAAGAAAAGUUGCUGCAAAUAAUGUUAUGAAGAAAUACAAGCAGUUGCUGUAUGAAGCUGGUGAUUUUGAAGAGAGUAGAAGAAAGGAUGAUGACAUCUUUAAUGAAGCUCUAGCCAUUUAUCAUGUGUGCUAUGAUUAUGCAAAGAUGUCAAAUGAUGUCCGAAAAUGCGGGUUUGCCUGGAGAGUGGCUGGCUCUGCUCUUUGCAAAUAUCAUGCAUUUAAGCAGAAGGGCAGCCCAAUCCUUAUUUUACCAUCCAUUCUGCAGGAUAUUUUGAGAUGAUUAUUUAGUUAAGUCUCUAUUUAUUAGUAUGUAUAAGUCUCUAUGGAAUAAAAUGCUUUUAUUGGUAUGUAUAAGUCUCGAUUAGUAUGUAUAAGUCUUGAUGUAAUAGGAUGAUCCACAUUUUAGUGUUGUAUUAGUAUGUUUUUAUAACUUUUAAUUGAAAUGGAA